GUGGAAACUCCCGAAUCAAGAACAGUCGUGAAUCUACUACUAACCAGAACGGUAGGGUCCGUUGACAUAGUCAAAAUAAAGCCUUGGGCAAAUAUAGACGAAAUUCUUAUUGGUCGAUUACAACUGUUCGUCGUCCAUUUCAUCAUUUCUGGCUAUUGUUUUCUUCCCUUGGCAUAUCCAUCCCACUUUUCGGGCUGCUUUUUUUGGCUGACGAAUCAUCGUCUGCUGCAACGCUACCUGGAACUCGGGUUAUUUUUCUCACAAAUUGAACCUCGAAUUGCCAAUUACUUUGUAAACUAAACCAUGUCGAUGACGAGCAGCAACAAGAGUGAAAUGAGGGAGAAGACGUUUCGAAUCUGUCGCGAUUACCUCAACGGCAUCUGGAAGAUGAUCAAACCACAAGACAUGGUGCUCAAACAAGUCAGUGGCGGCAUGAGCAACUUCCUCUACUAUUGCGCACUGCCACCGAUGGCCAAACCGAAACAAGGCGAGCCGUCGCGGGUCCUGGUCCGCUUCUACGGGCAGAUCCACGGGGAAGGAGCGCUGGAGGCCCUGCUGACCGAGUCGGUCAUCUUCACGUUGUUAUCGGAGCGUAAGCUGGGACCUAAAUUGCACGGUGUCUUUCCCGGUGGACGGCUGGAGGAAUUUAUUCCGGCACGUCCUUUGAAGACCAAAGAGCUCAGCGAUCUCGAGAUCAGUUCCAUCAUAGCAGAGAAAAUGGCGCAAAUUCAUAGCUUGGACGUCCCAAUUAGCAAAGAACCUACUUGGUUAUGGGAUACUAUGAAACGCUGGAUGAGCAAUAUGAAAGCGACCUUAGCUAAUGAACCCACACGCCAAAUUGACGAUAAAAAUGAUUUUAUUGAGAAAGACUUGUCUUCGGCAAUGCGAGCGGUUUUACGAUGGAACUUGGAUACAGAAAUGGAUUGGAUGAGAAGCUAUUUAACACAGCUUCGUUCUCCUGUCGUCUUUUGCCAUAACGACUUGCAAGAAGGCAACAUUUUGAUCCGCGAGUCGGCCCUGACUCCCGAGGAGAAGCUCGUCAUCAUUGACUUUGAAUAUUGUUCGUACAACUACCGAGGAUUUGACGUGGCCAACCACUUUUGCGAGUGGAUGUACGAUUACACUUUCGACAAGUAUCCAAAGUUCAACUACAAUCCGGAAGCCAUGCCUUCAGUUGAACAACAGUUGCAUUUUAUUCGUUGUUACCUGGAAACCGUGCAGCGCGAAAUGGGUAUCGAUGAUUGUCAUAAGAAUCCUAUGCUGACGUCUACUGACGCAGGAAUCAAGGAGGAGCUACAGCUUCUACGAGAAGCUGAUUGUUUUAUGCUGGCAUCGCACUUUUUUUGGGGUCUUUGGGCCGUAGUAAAUGCCCCGGUUUCUUCAAUUCCAUUUGGCUACGGGGAGUAUGCUGAAGCCCGAUUCUCCGCCUACUUUGAGCACAAGCAAAACUUGUUAGGUAAAUACGGAGAAGUGAUCGCUUGAAAGCGCACCUUGAAUCAAAUUCGUUGUGAUCACUACCUUGUUUUCCCGUUGGAUUUUUGUACAAAAUUCAGACGGUGAAACUUGGAAACCUAAUGCACGCUGCGUUAUAUACUUUUGAAGCCACUGCGUUAAAGCUUCCUUAUAAAAUCCAUUUGUGUAAAUUACAUUUUAUCCUAUUUGUUCCCGUUCCCUCAACAGUGUGCAACCUCUUUUAUUAGUGUCACAACUUCGUUGUUCGCUUCCUUAAGACUCAAAUUAUUGGGUUGUGAUCUUAAGCCAUGUUUUCUCCUAACUAAUGGCAUACGAAUGUGUUAAAAGAAGUUUUUUUAAAAGACUUGAGAAUGCGUGUGACGUGGGUUUCAUUGAAAACUUCGCGGCACAUCCUGAAAACCUCUAUGAGGCGUGAGACACAACACAUUUACUUGAACCUUGACUAAGUCAGCAAUCUAUUGGCCCUAUUUUUAACUGCCAGGGUUGAUUGUUGGUGCUUCAUACAUCGUCAAAGCUCAAGUGACUUUUUUGUUCCUUUUCUCAUUCUAAUAUGUAUAUUGACAUGUUCAUUACACAGAGGUGAAUAAGU
Messenger RNA from Daphnia carinata, 2062 nucleotides. RefSeq names its product choline/ethanolamine kinase-like. Gene Ontology annotation, cellular component: cytoplasm. Gene Ontology annotation, biological process: CDP-choline pathway; phosphatidylethanolamine biosynthetic process. The record is from RefSeq and is a predicted model, not a curated record. Gene Ontology annotation, molecular function: choline kinase activity; ethanolamine kinase activity. The coding region runs from base 304 to 1482 and encodes 392 amino acids. The transcript has 6 exons. Lineage: Eukaryota; Metazoa; Arthropoda; Branchiopoda; Diplostraca; Daphniidae.